AUUGGUACUCCAUCCAUCACAUCCCAAUUCCAAUUAGUGGCAAUAGUUAAUUAUUAUACCAAAUUCCAAAGUAAAAUAAUGAUGGCGCUUCCCAGCAGCAGCUUGCUCGGGUUUUUGUUUGCAGCGGCCGCCGCCGCCUGUGCGGCGAGGGCGCAGAAUGCGACGUGGGGCACCGAGGACAGCGCUAUAAUGGAGCAGCUGAGAGCAAGCGUGAAGUGGUUGCCGGGGGUCCAACCCGAUCCAGUGAAUGCCUCGUCCGGUCCCUGCAACUGGACCAGUGAUCUCGUGACCUGCGAUGAAGAAGGCAGGGUUUAUACGAUAACGCUGGGGAAUAUUGAUAUUAGCGGCGGCACUGUGCCUCCCACCAACCAAAACGACCUCCCCAACUUAGGCUACUUCGACGUCCCCCACUGCAACCUUGAAGGCGUGAUUCCCAACUUUACCGGCUCGCCGCAGCUCCAUUCACUGGUGGUUGGCGAAAACGGGUUCAGCUCGAUCGCGCCCGGCCUGUUCGACUCCAAGACUGAGCUCCAAUUUGUUGAAAUGGACGACAAUGACCGGCUGGAACCAUGGCAGCUCCCUGAAGGUCUUAAGAGCUCUUCAAAACUCUCGUCUUUCUCUGCCGCUGGUUGUAACAUCCAAGGGCCCCUCCCACCCUUCUUCAACGUCAGCUUGGUGGGUCUUUACCUGUCGAACAACAAUUUGUCCGGCGACAUCUCUGCGUUACAGAACUUGACUGGACUCCAACAAAUCGAACUGCAACACAACCAGUUAUCUGGCAAAAUACCCGACUUAUCCAGCCUCAAAUGGUUGGAGUAUCUCUACCUCAAUAAUAAUAACCUGACCGGUCCUAUCCCCGAAAGCCUUACAACUUUGCCCUAUCUUGUGAAGCUGGACCUUUCAAAUAAUCAGCUCGCCGGCCCUCUCCCUGCAUUUCCCAGUGGUGUGACUGUUGUGAUAUGCGGAAACCCGGGUUUCGAUCCAUGCUAGGUUUCUCCGUUGACUCGUUUGUUUGUGAUUUUUUCAUUUUGCAUGGAUCGAAACCCGGGUUCCGAGCUUUGUCCGUUGGGGCGAGCAUGUGUCUGUUUUUAAAUUACUCCCGAUAUGAAACUAAGGUUGUUAUACAUGCUAUAUAUACAUUGUGACAUAAGGAGUAUACAUGGGGGCGGUUGUGCAACCCUUUCUAUAAUGCAUCUUUACACUAUACUCCGUAUAUACUAUAUAUUGAGUUUGAAAGUGUUGCAUAUUAUUAUGCGAAGAAAUAAAAG
Molecule: messenger RNA, 1268 nt
Organism: Cuscuta epithymum
Lineage: Eukaryota; Viridiplantae; Streptophyta; Magnoliopsida; Solanales; Convolvulaceae
Source: the annotation of a GenBank genome assembly